GCAUUAAUGCACACUCAGUCCCCAUCCCUGAGACACUCUGGGCCAAGCCUCUACACACACACACACACACACACACACACACACACACACACACUCAGUCCCCAUCCCUGGGACACUCUGGGCCAAGCCUACUGUUCUAACUGUACUUGGCUGCAAAUUCUACCGUCGGUGUCUCCAUAGGAAGUACAGAGAAGCUCUGUCCUGUGUGGGCUAGCCUUGGUUCAAAUCUAAAGUCCCAGAGGCCUCGUGGGUAUCCUGGGGGUGGGGAAUUGGGGUGUCUUGUGGAUCAAAUACAUUUGGGAAAUAUUAGACGGGGUUACAUAGAACUCUUCUCAGUUGAACACUCAGAGACCCUAGCUCAGACUCUUUCGAGAGUCACUUGGUUGCCUUUUGUUUUAUUUCAAUUUUCUCACAUAGUGAUCCUGACAAAUUCUAGACAUUUCAAAGAUGCCAGCUCUGGUUGUUGUUGUUGUUGUUGUUGUUGUUGUUGUUAAUUUAAUAACUUCUAGCAAUUUUUUUCAGGAUAACCUUCACCCCAAUGCAGUUUGAGAAUACUUCCUAAAGGUUACAAUGAGACCACUGGGGGAAUAGAUCCCCAGCCUGACUCCCCGCGGGACUUCCAAGGCAGCAUAACUUCGGGUCCAGACUGGGCUGUCAGGCUUUUCCAGGAAGGAUCCAGGAACCCCUUAACUAAUCCAGGCAGUGACCUGGGAGAACUCGGGAGAACCCGUGGCAGCCCUCAGCAUCCAGGAUGUUCACUCUGACCAAAGCCUUGGAAAAGGCUCUUCUCCAGCAUUUCAUAUACAUGAAGGUGAACAUCGCCUAUGCCAUCAACAAGCCAUUCCCCUUCUUCGAAGCGCUCCGGGACAAUUCCUUCAUCACUGAGAGAAUGUACAAGGAAUCUCUGGAAGCCUGUCAAAAUCUGGUCCCUCUGUCCAAAGUGGUGCACAAUAUUCUCACCAGUCUGGAGCAGACUUUCCACCCGUCAGUGCUGCUGACGUUGUUCAGCAAGGUCAACCUCCGGGAAUACCCCAGCCUGGUGGCAAUUUUCAGAAGCUUCAGAAACGUUGGUUAUACCUACGAAGAGAAAAACAGACCCCCACUGACCCUGCUUGAAGACCUGGCCAACCCAGCAGAAGGGUGCUCCCUUCAGACACUGCUGCCACCACCCCGACCCCAGAUAUCGCUGCCAAGUCAUCUGUCCUCAGCACCGAGAGUCUGUGACCCCAGAGCAACCGCACAGCCAAUCAUUGAGAUCCUGGAUGAGCAGCCCAGUCCUUCUCCCCGAGCUGUGCCUCUCCUUGGCUGCAUUCAGGAAGGAAAAACCACUCCAGUGUCCUCCAGAGAUCACCAGAGAAAAGAUAAGGAAGACUCUCGAGAGAUGCCCCACAGUCCCUCAGGACCCGAGUCAGUGGUAAAAGAUGACUCUCCAGCAGCAAAUGACCUGGAAAUGGCCAGGGAAGUACCCUGCACACCUGCAAACAAGAAAGCAAGAAGAAAAAAACGUCCGAACUGGUCAAAUUCCAAAAGAAGACGGCAGAAAAAAAAGCCCCGUCAAGAUGAGAUGAUGGUCGUCUCAGCAGGAGUGGCCUCACCUGGACAUGGAGUUCAAGAGAAGCUCAAGGCAGUGAGCAGGAGGACUUUGUGGAAAGAUGACUCAUCUACGAACGUGAAGGAGGUGACCAAGACACAGAGAACAAGGAUGAGGCGUGCCCAGACAUCCAAUUCACAAGAGAUCAGCAAAGAGGCAUCAAAAACAAGUGGUAGAAAGAGGCCCAGCACAGCACGAAGAACCACACAAGUUCCAGAGAAGACCAAGAAUGACGCUGUGGAUUUCUCUCCCACACUCCCUGUGACCUGUGGUAAGGCCAAAGGGACUUUGUUCCAAGAGAAACUGAAGCAAGGAGCCUCAAAAAAGUGCAUUCAGAAUGAGGCAGGAGAUUGGCUCACUGUAAAGGAAUUUUUAAAUGAAGGGGGAAGGGCCACAUCAAAAGACUGGAAGGGCGUUAUACGUUGUAACGGGGAGACAUUAAGACAUCUGGAGCAGAAAGGACUUUUGUUCUUUACCUCCAAGAGUAAACCUCAAAAGAAGGGUGCCUAGCAGAUGAACUCCUGACCUGAUAUGUGCUCAGCUCCUGUGCUCGCUCGCACUCUGUCUCUGUCUCUCUGUCUCUCUCUGUCUCUCUCUAUCUCUGUCUCUCUCUCUCUCUCUCUCUCUCUCUCUCUCUCUCUCUCUGUGUGUGUGUGUGUGUGUGUGUGUGUGUGUGUGUGUCUGAACUUUGCCUUUGAGCCUCUGAGUGUCCCAGCUCUGAGGUCCUUCGUAGUUGUGGUCCUCAUCACAACUGACCCAGCACUGUGGUACACGCUCACGAUGUCCUUGUUCACAGCUGACUUACAAUGGCAAAGUGCAUGAAUACUAGACAGUAAAAAUAAAGCUGUUGGUGUCUCUGUGCGUUUGAAAACUA
Molecule: messenger RNA, 2465 nt
Organism: Mus musculus (house mouse)
Lineage: Eukaryota; Metazoa; Chordata; Mammalia; Rodentia; Muridae
Gene: Sp110
Product: Sp110 nuclear body protein
Exons: 13
Coding region: 752-2101 (449 amino acids)
Cellular component (GO): nucleus
Molecular function (GO): DNA binding
Source: RefSeq, a predicted model, not a curated record